UGGACCUGCUGACCGAGGAUCCGCGCUUCCUCUACCAAGUCGCAUUCAGCGGCGUGGCAAACCACAGCGAUUGGAUUCUAGGGGAGGCAGCGAGAGCGGCUGGAUACGGCUUCACGGCUCCGAAGCUCCCUCCCACGGGCCACAAACGGUUCGGAGAGCACUGGCUCAAGCCAGGAACCAAACUCGUGAAGUUGUUGAGCCGCAUGGCCGAGGAGAAGGAAAGCUCGCCCACUGCCCUCGUCAGCAUCCAUGCAAGCUCACAUCGGGACCUGGCAAAGUACAUGGAUGCCUAUGUGAAGAUCGCGCUUGCGCUGGAUGAGGAGUGAGGGUUGAAGGCGAGGCGCUUAUUGUACGGUAUGAGAUGGCGCUCGAGGAGAAAAGGGCGAGUUUAGCAAUGAAUGGAAAAGAUAGGCAGUACGAACUGGUAACUAACGAGGGUUGGUGUACAAGUGGGUGGAAGGCUGGUGUCAAGGCCUGAUCUCAUGCUAGGUAUGGAGACCCAUGCUAUGAGGGUGGGGCAGCAGGCUG
Molecule: messenger RNA, 528 nt
Organism: Astrephomene gubernaculifera
Lineage: Eukaryota; Viridiplantae; Chlorophyta; Chlorophyceae; Chlamydomonadales; Astrephomenaceae
Source: the annotation of a GenBank genome assembly